CUCCAGCUCAGCCGUGCGCGUUCACGCCCCACAUUUGGAGAUGUCGGCGCCGUCUCCGCGAGAAAAGUAUUCUGUCUCCUAAAAGAAAUCCAACGUCAAGGAAAACAUGUUUCGACUGAAACCACCGAUUACUCUCCUCGACAGAUGAGCCGCCGUCCGUAAUCGACCUCGGACAAUCAGCCGACCCCGAUUUGGACUUUUUUCCUCUUGAACGAGUUGCUGCCUGCAGCCGCUGUGGGAGCCGGAGUCGCCAUGGAGACAGUGGUGAUCGUGGCCAUUGGGGUGUUGGCCACCAUUUUCCUGGCCUCCUUUGCCGCCCUGGUGGCGGUGUGCAGACACCGCUACUGCCAUCCUCACCACCUGCUGUACCCCUUCAACUCCAACCUCGCUUCCUCUGCUUUCGCUGUUCUGUUUUACAGACCCACGUUGGAUCUGAUUGGGGCCAUGGAGACCCAGAGUGAGCAGUCGGAGCUGGAGCUGAACGACGUGGUCAUCACCAACCCUCACAUCGAGGCCAUCUUGGAGAACGAGGACUGGAUCGAGGACGCCUCUGGUCUGGUCUCUCACUGCAUCUCAAUCCUGAAGAUCUGCCACACUUUGACUGAAAAGCUAGUUGCCAUGACAAUGGGCUCAGGGGCAAAGGUCAAAGCACCGGCCAGCCUGAGUGACAUCAUCAAUGUGGCCAAACGCAUCAGCCCUCGGGUGGACGACGUGGUCCGGUCCAUGUACCCUCCUCUGGAUCCAAUCCUCCUGGAUGCCAGGGCCACCGCUCUCCUUCUCUCGGUCAGCCACCUGGUGCUGGUCACCCGCAACGCCUGUCACAUGUCCGGCAGCAUGGACUGGAUCGACCAGUCGCUCAACGCGGCCGAAGGUCACAUGGUGGUUUUGCGCGAGGCAGCGCUGGCCUCCGAACCGCAUCGAAGCCUCCUGGGAGCUGACGUACACAGAGAACAGGCCAUCUAGACACUUAAGAGGGAGAAAGAUACCGACACAAGGUACAAUAUGUCCACGCGGACCAUGUGCUGCUGUACUCAGUUGGCACUUAGCAGGCACAUGUUCUUCCAGACGGUGUCGAAAGGGCACACUUACCAAACCCCUCAUCCAGUCCACACGAACAAGGACGUCUCUGAACGCUGCGCUGAUGGAUGCGGGGACUUGACUCCGUCCCUUAUUUUUUACUUCGCACGCAAAAAGAGAAAAACCUUGGGAAUUGUUUCUUUUAUCAUAUUCUUACCAAAAAGUGCCUCUGCGUUGAUCUGCAUUCACGACAGCGACAAAGUAGAUAGAUGUCACACAUUCAAAAUACAGGUGAGGUUUUUAUGUUGCAUUUUCUUUUUCUACUCAAAGGGAAAGAGCUUUUGAAAAAAAAAAUUCCCUCUGGUGAGCCAUCACCCAGCGGUGGGCCGAAAUCCAAUCUCGCCAGCACUAGUCACAUGGAGGCUUAGUCAGCUUAUCCAUUCUGAGGAAAAUAACAUCCAGUUAGCCAAUGAACCCAAAGAGGCGCCAACUCAGUGGAAGACCAACCAGACUUAUUUAUAACGUCAGGUCAGCGUGACUUGUGGAUGUGGUCCAGCAUCCAUCAGAUACUCGUACUGUUAGAAACAACCGGUCUGGGAGCUGUAACCACAGCACGGCCGUUGUUUUAGCCACAUCAGCAGCAGAGGAAGAGUUCAUUUUCCAUUUGAGUAAAUUCCCUUUUGUCCGAUUGCUGCAUUGAGGCCGUUAUCGAUGGAGGACCACUUUGGUCCACACUGAGAUACGUCAUCAGCUGAUGGAGUAGCACAGACAUUCAUGGUUCCCAGAGGAUGAAUCCUAUUGACUUUGGUGACCCCUUGCCCUUUCCUCAAGUGCCAUCAACAGGUCCAUCAUUGUGAGGACAAGAUUUACCUUAAAAAUCAGCACAAAUAUACAUUUUCCCCACAGCGUGAAUCACGCUAACUCUGGUGAUCAGUUUUCAUAGUCAUUUUCAACAUGAGCUUCCUGAUGUUAGCAUUUAGCUCAAGUGCAGCCUCGAGAGGCUAGUGAAGGUUGUAGAAGUCUGGUUCCUCCCCGUAUGAUUGGCUGGGAGUCAGUCAGCACCAGACAGUCAGGAAACACAUGUUCUUUAAUUCUUACAGUAUAUAUAUAUUUUGUUUUUUACUAAAACUUCAAAUCAACUGUAGCUUGUUUCUAUCUACAGUCGUCCAAGAAUAAGGACAUUACACAAAUAUCAAAGUGCCGAGACAGUUUUAAGUGCAUCACCAUCAGCAGAAAACACACACGAGAGGGAGACAGUCGGUCGUUCCGUAUUGCCGUGUCAUGCGAGGCCGUGUGGAACAGGGUGUUGAUUGAGCUGCAGCAGAAUCAGCGUGUUGUUUUGGGCCAGAGGGAUGUUAUUGGAGCAUGUCUACCUGCUCGCUCACGCAUAGCUAAUAGUGAACCCCCAGAGUCCUAAUAUAGCAUUAGCCUCCACAAAGCCACACUGAACACAUGGGCUUAAGCUGCAAAGUGCACAGCACACACACCUUUGUACACACAAGGCAGGCAGACAAAUGAACACAGUGACACACGACUAACACACACGUCAUAGACUUCGGAGUCAAACACACUCGGUAGCUUUGAGCAUGCAUCCUGAGCUGUUCUGAUGGAGGAGGCAUCGAUCGAGGAGGAGACCUGUAGAAAGUGGUCAGCCUUUUUUUUUAUGCACUUCUUUGUUUUCUCAACCUUAUCCCACAGUCUGUUACCGAUGUCCUUCCUUCACUCCCACACACCUUUUUAUCUUUCAUUGAUUUGUACAGAAACAAAUUUGAUAGGAAAAUGUGUUGUUUUUUGUGCUCUGAACAACAGCUACAGAGAAAUCCUCGUCUGAUAAUGCAUCCACACACUCAUUCUAGUUUGACAUCAAUAAAAG
This is a messenger RNA of Pseudoliparis swirei, 2890 nucleotides long. RefSeq names its product transmembrane protein 98 (gene tmem98). Gene Ontology annotation, cellular component: endoplasmic reticulum. NCBI's taxonomy places the organism in Eukaryota, Metazoa, Chordata, Actinopteri, Perciformes, Liparidae. The transcript has 7 exons. The record is from RefSeq and is a predicted model, not a curated record. Bases 253 to 963 code for a protein of 236 amino acids.